AUGAACCUCCUCGCGCUGCCCUUGGAGCGCGACCAGAUCUUCUCCAUCAAGCGGCGGUUUCCGGGGUUCUCCGGGAAGGUGCCGGAAGAGGCGGCGUUUUGGUCCGAGGCAGAUCUGGAAGCCUACUUCGGCAGUAACGGCUACGUGGCCCUUGCUCUGGCAGCAUUUCUCACGGAAUGCAUGGGCGAAGAUGGCCCACCCUCCAAUCUGUUUGUGGUUGGAGGAUUCCCGAAGUGCAGCAGCUCGCAUAUUUUUCGCCUUCUCCAGUCUCACCCAAAUACAGUGACUUUCGGAAAGCAGGUGGGCUCUCUACCUGGAGCAGAGAUUGAAUUUGAGAAGGCUGCUUUCGCGAUCGCGAGGACCCUGCAGAUCCCCGGCAAGCCCGUCACAUCUGCUUGUACAAACAUGCCUCUCAGAGCACUGAAGGAAUGCAAGCGGCUCGUCGGCUACAUCAGGGGUAGGUACGACAAUUCGACCGCCGCGGUGCUCAUCAUCACGGACAUCUUUUUCCUGGAGAAGAAGGCGAUGGCUCGUCGCUGGAUAGGUAAAGUCAAGCUGCUAUUUGUGGUCCGCGAACCAGCGGAUUACUUGUGGGCCGCCUACAACUUUUGGAUUCUGCCUGGGGAGCCGAAAGGCCUGCAGGACGACUGGACGGACACGACGAAACACACUCGGAGCCCGGAGCUGUUCCACGAGCUGGUUUUAGCCGAUGGCAAGAAUCCCGCGUGGCAGCCGCGCUCCGGCAAAGUGACGGGACUGUGGUUCAACCUCAUCCAAGACGUGAAGAACGCGUCUGCAAAAACUCUCGUUCUCAAGUCCGAGGAUUUCACUGACCACGUGAACGCGACCUUGGACACAAUGGCUUCCUUCCUGGGUGUCAGCGCUUCUGGCUUUCCCAUCGAGGUGGCCUUGGGACGCACCAACUCCCAAUCGAGCACGGAGCGUCGAGGGGUGGACACUGUCCAAAAAGAUCCAGUAAAAAUCGGAGUGUACGAGAUCUCGGGCAGAAGGCCAAUGCUGUGUGCCACAAGGCGCGUGAUCUACUCCAAGACGCAAGACGUCUGCCAAGUUCUGAGCACCGCUUUUGAGGUUCGCUACGAUGCAUGCCUCCGCGGCGGAGCUGGCGAGUGCACGGACGCAAAUAUGCACUCUCCUGCCCCCGAGCCCACGAGAGCUUGGACCAGCCGGGCCGCGAAUACCAUGGCACCGCCACUCAGCAUCUCUUCAGCUACCAUGGAAGAAGCGCCCUCCAACCUGAUUGUGGUCGGAGGAUUCGCGAAGUGCAGCAGCUCGCAUAUUUUUCGCCUUCUCCAGUCUCACCCAAAUACAGUGACUUUCGGAAAGCAGGUGGGCUCUCUACCUGGAGCAGAGAUUGAAUUUGAGAAGGCGGCUUUCGCGAUCGCGAGGACCCUGCAGAUCCCCGGUAAGCCCGUCACAUCUGCUUGCACAGGCAUGCCUUUCAAGGGGCUGAAAGAGUGCAAUCGGCUUGUUGGCUGGAUCAGAGGUAGGUACGACUACUCGACUCCAGCGGUGCUCAUCAUCACGGACAUCUUCUUCCUGGAGAAGAAGGAGCUGGCUCGUCGCUGGGCUGGCAAGGUGAAGCUGCUCUUUGUGGUGCGCGAGCCCGCGGAUUACUUGUGGGCCGCCUACAACUUUUGGAUUCUGCCUGGGGAGCCAAAAGGCUUGCAGAACGACUGGACCGACAUGACGACACACACGCGAAGCCCUGAGCUUUUCCACGAGCUGGUGGUAGCCGAUGGCAAGAUGCCCACCUGGCAGCCGCGCUCAGACAAAGUGACCGGACUGUGGUUCAACCUCAUCCAAGACGUGAAGAACGCGUCAGCGACCAUUCUCGUUCUCAAGUCCGAGGAUUUCGCUGACCGUGUGAAUGCGACUCUGGAGAUUAUGGCUUCUUUCCUCGGUGUGAGAGCUUCUGGCUUUCCCCUCGACGUAGCUUUGGGACGUACCAACUCCCAAGCGAGCAUGGAGCGUCGAGGUGUCAACAUCAUCCAAGAAGAACCAGUGGCGACUGGCGUGUACGAGAUCUCGGGCAGCAGGCCAAUGCUGUGUGCCACAAGGCGCGUGAUCUACUCCAAGACGCAAGACGUCUGCCAAGUUCUGAGCACCGCUUUUGAGGUUCGCUACGAUGCAUGCCUCCGCGGCGGAGCUGGCGAAUGCACGGACGCAAAUGUGCACUCUCCUGCCCCCGGAGCUUGGACCAGCCGGGCCGCGAAUACCAUGGCACCGCCACUCAGCAUCUCUGCAGCUUCCAUGGAAGAAGCGCCCUCCAACCUGAUUGUGGUCGGAGGAUUCGCGAAGUGCAGCAGCUCGCAUAUUUUUCGCCUUCUCCAGUCUCACCCAAAUACAGUGACUUUCGGAAAGCAGGUGGGCUCUCUACCUGGAGCAGAGAUUGAAUUUGAGAAGGCGGCUUUCGCGAUCGCGAGGACCCUGCAGAUCCCCGGCAAGCCGAUCAUAUCGGCUUGCACAGGACUGCCGCUGAGGACACUGAAAGAAUGCACCCGGCUAGCCAGCUAUGUCAGGGGUAGCUACGACAAUUCGACUGCAGCAGUCCUUGUCAUCACAGACAUCUUCUUCCUGGAAAAGAAGGCUUUGGCACAUCGCUGGGCUGGCAAGGUGAAGCUGCUCUUUGUGGUGCGCGAGCCUGCGGAUUACUUGUGGGCCGCCUACAACUUUUGGAUUCUGCCUGGGGAGCCAAAAGGCUUUCAGGACGACUGGACGGACACGACGAAACACACUCGGAGCCCAGAGCUUUUCCACGAGCUGGUGGCAGCCGAUGGCAAGAAUCCCGCCUGGCAGCCGCGGUCAGGCAAAGUGACGGGACUGUGGUUCAACCUCAUCCAAGACGUGAAGAACGCGUCAGCGACCAUUCUCGUUCUCAAGUCCGAGGAUUUCACUGACCAUGUGAGUGCAACAUUGGACACAAUGGCUUCCUUCCUCGGUGUGAGCGCUUCUGGCUUUCCCCUCGACGUGGCCUUGGGACGCACCAACUCCCAAUCGAGCACGGAGCGUCGAGGGGUGGACACUGUCCAAAGAGAUCCAGUAAAAAUCGGAGUGUAUGAGAUCUCUGGCAACAGGCCAAUGCUGUGUGCCACAAGGCGCGUGAUCUACUCUAAGACGCAAGACGCCUGCCAAGUUCUGAGCUCCUCUUUUGGAGUUCGCUACGAUGCAUGCCUCGGUGGCGGAACUAGUGAAUGCUCGGACACAGCCGCGCAUUCUAUAUUCGCCAUCAAUCUGGGCCGAGCCGUGACAACCAUGGCACUGCCCGUUACUAGGUUUUUGAGGAACGUGCGGCUUGCCAGCGUCGCCGAGUGCAAGGAGGUGCAGCGCCUUCGGGGGCUCGAGGGCGUCGCCCUGGAGGCCCCGGUGCUUUUGGAGAAGCAGCGCGAUUGGUAUGCGCGGUUCUGGAAUCUGGAGUUCUUCAAGAGGGACUGUGGACACGACUACUGGUUCUGCCGGCCACAAUUCCCAGCAUUCGAAUGCGAUGAAGCAGCCAUUGACCAGAUGACGCUUCACACCAACAUCGCGGAUUUUGUCGAGUUCACCCGGACGGUCCAGCGCAUGGACCGGAAAUGCGAUCAGGAGAAGAGCAUUGCCUUCCCGCGGCUGAUUCUGGAUGGCUACGCGCCUUUCUUCGGCGUUCUGAGGAAGUUCUUCGACGAGUGCUGGACGAAGCUCGGGCCCGAUGGCCUGUCAGAUCUCACCCCGAGGCUGGCGCACGCCUUCGCACAUGCCUUCGAUUUGCAGGACCCUAUGGAGACACUGUCAAGGUUCUACAAGGUGACACUGGCUGCCACGGGUUCCAUCACACGGCUCCAUGUAGAGAACGCUGGUGCUCAUCUCUGGUUCAACCAGAUCGAAGGAAGACGAGUGUUCUUCUUGUUUCCUCCAUCCGAGUCCCGAAAGCUCUACGAAGAGACGGGAGGGCCCAUGCAGGAGACGAGUGGCUUUGCAACGCGCAUCAGCGGGGUCGACUUGUUCGCGCCCAGUGCCAAGCGCCACCCGCUCUUUGCCGAGGCGAGCUGUCAGGUCGCUGUGCUAUACCUCGGCCAAACUCUUGUAAUCCCCUCGGGAUGGUGGUGGUACUCUGUUACCCUGGACCCAUCCGUCACGCUUUGGCAUCAGUUCUGGACCGACGAGAACAAGAGCCAGUUCCCUGAAGUUGCUUGGGAGUACUUCAACUACCAGCUUCCUGGCUCUCGAAAAUUAACAGCGCACCAGAUGCCCAAACGAGACUCUAAUGGGAGAGGGUCCCCCAAACUCAAAGUCCUAUGUCCGAGACGUGGAGGAUCAGGGGUUUGA
Molecule: messenger RNA, 4320 nt
Organism: Symbiodinium sp. CCMP2592
Lineage: Eukaryota; Dinophyceae; Suessiales; Symbiodiniaceae
Source: the annotation of a GenBank genome assembly